AUGCAGGCAACACACAAUAUAGCAACUGCAGAAACUUGGUUAGAUGUGGUUGCUGUCACUGAUGUGAAUCUAGUUGCGAAACACGGUCAACUCCCGGCUCCUGGGCUCUCCAAACAUGACCUUGUGUUCUGUGCCUACAGACUGCACCCGCCGAAACCAAAGCAGGAGUUCAUCACAUAUAGAAACUAUAGGUGCCUGGAUAUAAGUGCUUUUAUGUUUGAUGCUGCCUCUAUUCCUUGGCAUGAAUUCAUUCUCACAGAUAAUGUCGAGGAGAUGGUCGACAGGUUGAACAGUUUUCUACUUCUCUUGUAUGACAGGCAUGCUCCUAUGGUUACGAAAAGAGUAAUUAAAAAGCCUGCACCCUGGUUCAGCCAGAAAAUUCGUAGAUUACAGAAGAUGAGAGACGCUGUUCUCUGUAGAGCCAAACGCUCAAAAUCUGUGGUGGAUUGGGCGGAGUAUAAGCGGCUUCGAAACAAAACCCAGCAGGAGAUUAGAAAUGCCAAGGUCAGGUUCUAUUACCACUCUCUUUCUGGCAAGCAGCCUACUAGAACGGUAUGGUCGAAAUUGGAAAACUUGGGUAUUGGAAAAUCACAUGUUCAUCAUAACAUACCUUAA
Molecule: messenger RNA, 615 nt
Organism: Nilaparvata lugens (brown planthopper)
Lineage: Eukaryota; Metazoa; Arthropoda; Insecta; Hemiptera; Delphacidae
Exons: 1
Coding region: 1-615 (204 amino acids)
Source: RefSeq, a predicted model, not a curated record